UUGGAGGGCGGAGGGGGGAAUCCAUGGUGGGAUCGGGCGAGCCUGGGCAAGCUGGCUAGAGACCACCUCAGCUCGCGCCGGCCCGCGAGCUGGGACCCCUCCCCAGGAGAGCUACCACCAUGUGGAUCCAGGUUCGCACCAUGGAUGGCAAGGAGACCCACCGGGUAGACUCUCUCUCUAAGCUCACCAAGGUGGAAGAGCUAAGGUUGAAAAUCCAGGAAGUGUUCACGGUGGAACCAGGGAGACAAAGGCUUUUUUAUCGGGGCAAACAGAUGGAAGAUGGGCACUCCCUUUUUGACUAUAAUGUUGGUCUAAAUGACAUUGUUCAGCUGCUAGUGAGACAAAGCCCAGCUGUACUUUCUGUUCCUAGUAAAGAAAAGGAUUCUGAACUUUCUGAUACUGAUUCAGGCUGUUGCUCAGGGCAGAGCGAAUCUGAUAAGAGUUCCAAUCAUGGUGAAGGAGCCCUGGAAAUUGAUGGGCAACCUGGCCCAGCUGCUCCAACAGAUUGGAUUGAUCCAGGAUUUGGCCUCUAUAAGAUUAAUGAAUAUGUAGAUGCCCGAGAUAUGAACAUGGGAGCAUGGUUUGAAGCCAUAUUGGUAAAUGUUACAGAAAGAGCAGAAGAAGCCAGCGAAUCCAGUGACAUUGAAAAUGGCCAAGUGCCUGAAGAGGAUGUUAUCUAUCAUGUGAAAUAUGAAGACUAUCCAGAAAAUGGUGUUGUAAAGUUGAGUUCAAAAGAUGUAAGAGCUCGAGCCCGGACGAUACUGAAAUGGCAUCAGUUGGAAGUUGGACAAAUUGUAAUGGUGAACUAUAAUCCUGAUGAACCCAAGGAGAGGGGCUUCUGGUAUGAUGCUGAGAUCCUUCGAAAACGGGAAACGAGGACUGUUAAAGAGAUCUAUGCAAAUUUACUGCUUGGGGACGCGGGUGAUUCUCUGAAUGAUUGUAGAAUAACUUUUGUGGAUGAAGUUUACAAAAUUGAGGAACCUGGCAGUGUGAGCCCGGUUGGUUUCGAAAAUCCUUUGAAAAGACAGAGUGGCCCCAUUUGCAAGCACUGUAAAGAUAACCCCAAUAAGACCUGCAGAAUGUGUGCCUGCUAUGUGUGUGGAGGAAAGCAAGACCCUGACAAGCAGCUGAUGUGUGAUGAGUGUGACAUGGCUUUCCACAUCUAUUGCCUCAACCCCCCACUGAGCCGGAUUCCGGAUGAUGAGGACUGGUAUUGCCCUGAAUGUCGGAAUGAUGCUAGUGAAGUGGUCUUGGCUGGGGAGAAGUUAAAAGAGAGCAAAAAGAAGGCAAAGAUGGCAUCUGCUACAUCAUCAUCUCAAAGAGAUUGGGGCAAGGGUAUGGCAUGUGUGGGUCGCACAAGGGAGUGCACGGUUGUGCCUUCUAAUCAUUAUGGACCAAUCCCUGGAAUUCCUGUUGGUACCAUGUGGAAGUUCAGAGUACAGGUGAGUGAGUCUGGUGUCCAUAGGCCCCAUGUGGCAGGUAUACAUGGCAGAAGCAAUGAUGGCGCCUACUCCCUGGUCCUAGCAGGGGGCUAUGAAGAUGAUGUGGACCAUGGCAACUCUUUCACUUAUACAGGCAGUGGGGGCAGAGAUCUUUCUGGCAACAAACGGACUGCAGAGCAGUCCUGUGAUCAGAAACUUACCAACAUGAACAGAGCUCUGGCUUUGAACUGCAGUGCUCCUAUCAAUGACCGAGGUGGAGCUGAAGCCAAGGACUGGCGAGCUGGGAAGCCAGUCAGAGUGGUGAGGAACGUUAAAGGAGGGAAACACAGUAAAUAUGCCCCAGCUGAAGGGAAUCGAUAUGAUGGCAUAUAUAAGGUAGUGAAGUAUUGGCCUGAAAAAGGAAAAUCUGGUUUCCUUGUGUGGCGAUACCUCCUCAGAAGGGAUGAUGAUGAACCUGGUCCAUGGACAAGG
Sarcophilus harrisii (Tasmanian devil) is the source of this 1913-nucleotide messenger RNA. RefSeq names its product E3 ubiquitin-protein ligase UHRF1-like. Gene Ontology annotation, molecular function: protein binding; ubiquitin protein ligase activity. The annotation marks the transcript as partial. Lineage: Eukaryota; Metazoa; Chordata; Mammalia; Dasyuromorphia; Dasyuridae. The record is from RefSeq and is a predicted model, not a curated record. Gene Ontology annotation, biological process: negative regulation of gene expression via chromosomal CpG island methylation. The transcript has a single exon.